Messenger RNA from Megalobrama amblycephala (Wuchang bream), 1849 nucleotides. RefSeq names its product cyclin D-type binding-protein 1 (gene ccndbp1). Gene Ontology annotation, biological process: regulation of cell cycle. Lineage: Eukaryota; Metazoa; Chordata; Actinopteri; Cypriniformes; Xenocyprididae. Bases 81 to 1127 code for a protein of 348 amino acids. The record is from RefSeq and is a predicted model, not a curated record. Gene Ontology annotation, cellular component: nucleus. The transcript is spliced from 11 exons.
CGCUCCGGCGCGAUCAUCACACAAACUUAGUUCCGCUUGACGUUCGUUCCACGGAUCGAGUGACAGGAGCGAACCGAGUCAUGAGUGCCGAUAAUUCCCGUUCAGAUGUUCUGCUGCCGUUAAGAAACCUCAGUAACUCGGUGAAGUGCAGCAGAGAUCGAGUGAGAGAUGGAGAGUCGAAUGAAAGCAGCGGGACGUUCAGCUUGUCAAACUUCUGGGAGAUUCUGAGUGAAGCUGUAAAAGCAACGUCUCAAGAAGCAACAAAACUCAGUUUAAUCUUCUCGAAGCCGCCGUCGCCGUCAGAGGAGGACUGUGCAAAAAUAGCCGAAUCUGUUCAGAAGAGCGUGUUGACCCUGUCUACGGUUUACUUCUGGUUACCGAAGAGUCAGGGAGUUACGCUGAGGAAGGUGGUCAGAGACGCCACAGCGGAGGUGCUGGACGGACUCCAUCAGCUGCUGGACGUUAUUCUCUCCUCUCCUGUACAGAGUCUCUCUCAGGAGCAGCUGAUGUCCACCGGAGGAGUUUGGGCCGCAUGUGACCAGUUUAAUCAGCUACCAAAAGAUAACCGCAGUGCCGUGUCGGGCGUCUUGACUUCAUAUGUUGGUUUGGUGAAAGAUGCCCUGGAAGAAAUGGAGCAGGCUCUGGCUGAGACUCAAGACCCGUUUGGUGACGUCUUAGACGAUGAUGAUGAUGAUGACGAAGGAAUCGGUGGCCGUGGUAACCAGGACACGUACUGGUCAGAGUCGGACCGGCAGCUGGUCUGUCAGUGUCAGGGUCUGAUGAAGGCGUCCGGAGCGAGUCUGCGCAAACUCUCCUCUGCUGUCAGAAACAACGGGGAUAUGGAUACGGAGGAGAACAUCGCGCAGUUAGACGAUCUCGCAGACGCUGCUAAAGACGUCAGUCCUAGCGUCGAUGACCUCGCCCUCAGUCUCUACCCCCCUGUGGACCGCCCGGCUGUCAAUAAUAACGUGUGUAAACUGGCUUGUGUGCUGAAGAAAGUGCUGGAGAUCACCAGGUCCAGUCAUGUUUGCGUGGAGGCCGAUAUCUCCUGGGUGGAGUUUCUGAACGGAGCCGUUGAACACAACCUGGAGAAGGUCAAAUCGCUGCUGCAUGACUGCGGCUCAUAGCAGCGAGAUUCAUCGUCAACAACACAACCCGCCAGUAUCUGCUCAGACAAACCAGCUCCCAGUGCUUUUACUGCUCUCGCAGAAGAGCGUCACGGAUGCUGACGGAUUCCAAACAGCAGAAAGUGUUUUAUAUGGAAUCUGGAACUUUCCCUUACUUUCACAAAAGCCAUGAAUUAGUCCAUCUUUCUAAGCGAUGUUGUAAUUCAUGAUGUUCACAGUAGUUUGACCUCUGAAAUGAUGAAAUCUAUUUUGAAUAUAUAGUGUUAUUCAUAAAAACUCCAUGUCUGAGUGUAAGAUUCUCUUUCUGUAAGCGCUCAAGUGUUUUUAGCACAAAACCACCUUUAUUAAAUCCACAAUGACUUUUGCUUUAAAUGUUUAUUUAUUCAGAUUGAACACAGCUGGACAAAUAACCCUUUAAACUUUAAAUAUAAAUUACAUAAUAUAGCUGCAAGCAUCAGUUAAGGGUCCAAACACAACAGAAGCAAGGAAGCUACUAGCAGACAAAGACUUCCAUAAUAGACUAUGAUAAGAACCGAGACAAAGACGCUGCAUGUCAAUUUUGAAGUUUUCAUAUUUUGUUCAAUUGUAGCGCCACCAAGUGGCACAGUCCCACCACUUUUUUUGUGUCCCCAUACAUAAGCGUGUCAAAUUUGGUGAAAAUAUGUAAUUAUGUUUAAGAGUUAUAAACAUAUGUAUGAACAUAAAAUAUUACCAACACCUGA